Messenger RNA from Orussus abietinus, 2468 nucleotides. It is a transcript of the gene HBS1, whose product is annotated as HBS1-like protein. Gene Ontology annotation, biological process: translation. The transcript is spliced from 9 exons. The record is from RefSeq and is a predicted model, not a curated record. Gene Ontology annotation, molecular function: GTP binding; GTPase activity. The coding region runs from base 154 to 2235 and encodes 693 amino acids. NCBI's taxonomy places the organism in Eukaryota, Metazoa, Arthropoda, Insecta, Hymenoptera, Orussidae.
GUGUUGUCAGGUGUUGUGAAAGCCUUUGUCCGUACUGAUAUUGGUAAAUCGCAGAGCACGGUCAAGAGUUUAUUAACCGUUAAAGAAAUGUUGAGCUUUAAUUGUCUGUGCAUUUAUUAACUUGUAGUCGACUAAGUUGCCCAAUUACCGAAGAUGUCCCGACAUCGAGAUGUUCGUAGUAUGAACUACUCCGACGAAUACGACGGUUACGAUGACGUGUAUGGACACUCUGUACCAGACGACGACUACUGUGUCUCUCCGGGUGUGGAGCAAUUCUUAUAUGAUCGUGCCAAGAAACAGGACAUAUCGUCAUUUCUUACCGAGGCGGAUAUAGAGGAGGGCAACGAGGAUGCGCAAGAACUGUCAACGGGAAGAUACAAGACUCUGCAACUUUCGGAUUCAGACAAAGCUAAAUUAUUAUCAUCGAUUAAAGUUAUUAGAGAUAUCGUUGGUGACAUAAUAAGCGAUUCGGUUCUGUCGCGACGGCUUAUCGAAACCAAUUUUAAUACGGAGGUUGUGCUGGAUGCAAUUUUAAAGGAAUUGCCACCUAAAGGUCAAACACCUUUGAAAAAGGAGCUAAAUACUCACAUAGGUAAUAAGAUAUCAACAAAACCAACGAUCCAGCUAGCAUCACCAGGAGUAAAAGUCGUCCCCGCAGCUACCAAGACCAUCGUUAAAGGAUUCGACCUAAGUGGAUCGGAAAAUCCUGAUCUGCUUUAUCCAAGACUAGAAAGCCCCAGAGCGCAAAGUCCCGCCUCGGACAGAAAUUCCCCUGACAAUAGGAGAAAGAAUGAAGGUUUUCAGAAAGAGAAGAAGACGUUAUCCUCGAAAGCUGGGACACCGAGGCGUCGGUCUCCUGCUUCGGGCAGAACCACUCCCGAAUUAGAGUCGAAAUCUAAAUACUCAGACAAUAAAACCGAUGUCCUGACUUUGUACAAGAGUAAGCGAGCGACUAGCAAGGAUCAACUGAAUUUGGUGGUAGUUGGACACGUCGACGCCGGGAAGAGCACGCUACUGGGGAGACUUCUUUGCGAUCUGGGCCAAAUUCCAAGUAGAGUGAUGCACAAGCAUCAGCAGGAAAGCAAAAAAAUAGGAAAACAGUCCUUCGCCUAUGCUUGGGUUCUCGACGAGACCGGGGAAGAGAGAGAGCGUGGGAUCACAAUGGACGUCGGACACUCCAAGUUUGAGACGGAGACCAAAAAUAUUGCACUCCUUGACGCUCCCGGUCAUAAAGACUUUAUACCAAAUAUGAUCAGUGGGGCUACCCGAGCUGACGUAGCCCUUCUGGUAGUCGAUGCGACCAGAGGAGAAUUCGAAACGGGAUUCGAUAGCGGUGGUCAGACGAGAGAGCAUGCUCUCCUGCUGCGAUCACUUGGAGUCAACCAGUUAGCAGUAGUCGUUAAUAAACUGGAUACAGUCGACUGGUCUCAAGAUAGAUUCAACGAGAUCGUUGAGAAGCUGAGCACCUUCUUGAGACAAGCAGGGUACAAAGAUUCUGUUACUUUUGUGCCCUGUAGCGGAUUAUCCGGAGAAAACAUUGUCGCCUCGCCGACGGCUGAAGGCCUCUCGAAAUGGUAUAACGGACCAACUCUCAUAGACGUUAUCGAUAGCUUCAAGUGUCCUGAACGUCCUAUUAGCAAACCGUUUCGUCUGUCCGUUAAUGAUAUAUUCAAGGGAACGGGCUCUGGAUUCUGCGUCUCUGGCCCAGUUGAAACUGGGAUAGUCUCGAUCGGUGACAAGGUAUUGGUCAUGCCACACAACGAGGUUGGCUCUGUCAAAGCUCUGCAGAUGGACGACAUUUCUAUUACAAAUGCAUUCGCUGGAGAUCAUGUAGCGGUGACGUUAUCAGGCAUUGAUCAGCAAAACGUCGUGAUAGGAGAUAUUCUUUGCCAUGUACAAAAUCCUGUACUAACGACAACAUGUUUCCAAGCACAUAUUGUAACAUUCGCUAUUGCGAUACCCAUUACAAAAGGUCUCCCAGUAGUGGUUCACCAGCAAUCUUUGGUCGAGCCUGCUGUCAUAACAAAAUUGAUAGCGCAUCUUCAUAAAAGCACGGGGGAAGUUGUCAAAAAGUAUCCCCGAUGCUUGGCAAAGAACUCUAGUGCUAUAGUUGAAAUCAGUACGCAAAGACCAAUCUGUAUGGAGUUAUAUAGAGAGAUUAAACAACUUGGUAGAAUCAUGCUCCGGGUAGACGGAACCACUAUUGCAGCUGGUCUUGUCACGAAAAUUAAGUAAUUUGAUUAAUUAGUGAGUUAUCGUUAAUAAAACAUCAUGUAUUCUUCUAGCACAUGGUGCUGGCUUGCCGAUAAAUUACACUGCUUUGUACAGAGGUGCAGUAGGUAUCUUUAUUUGAAAAUAUAAAAGAUUCCUUAAUUAAUGCAAUCUUUUAGCAUGGGUCAUUCUCGAUAUCGUAAUCGUCUCAAAUGAAGAUAAAAUUAAUUUUUGAAAUAAAUCCAUUUACAUCAAAA